Messenger RNA from Lodderomyces oxycetoniae, 249 nucleotides. RefSeq names its product 40S ribosomal protein eS27 (gene RPS27). Bases 1 to 249 code for a protein of 82 amino acids. NCBI's taxonomy places the organism in Eukaryota, Fungi, Ascomycota, Pichiomycetes, Serinales, Debaryomycetaceae. Gene Ontology annotation, biological process: ribosomal small subunit assembly; translation. Gene Ontology annotation, molecular function: RNA binding; structural constituent of ribosome. The record is from RefSeq and is a predicted model, not a curated record. Gene Ontology annotation, cellular component: ribosome; cytosolic small ribosomal subunit. The transcript is spliced from 2 exons.
AUGGUUUUAGUUCAAGAUUUAUUACACCCUUCACCAGCUACUGAAGCUCAACAACAUAAAUUGAAAUUAUUAGUCCAACAACCAAGAUCAUUCUUUAUGGAUGUCAAAUGUCAAGGAUGUCUUAAUAUUACAACUGUAUUCUCACACGCUCAAACCGCAGUAACUUGUGAUUCUUGUUCAACUGUCUUGUGUACACCAACUGGUGGUAAAGCUAAAUUGACUGAAGGUUGUUCUUUUAGAAGAAAAUAG